UCGACAAUCGAUUUCCCAAGCAAAGGCUUAUCAGCUGUUCCCCUCGUCACUAACGUGACGGUUUGUAAAAUUAAAUUGUAUAAUUGCUGUAUUAAAACACAAGUUAAGCGCAACUUGCUGUCGACCGAUGGAUUCCAAUCUGCGCAACCUCAAAGACUUUCUCACAUUAUACAACAAAGUGACGGAACUGUGUUUUAGCCGAUGCGUGGAUAAUCUCAGCCAGCGCGACCUGGGCGGCCAGGAGGACGUCUGUGUGGACAGGUGCGUUACUAAGUUCGCCCGCUUCAACCAGAAUAUGAUGAAAGUCUACGUGGAUGUGCAAACCACAAUCAACGCCAAGCGCAUGGAGGAGGUGGAGGAGAACGCCCGCAAGGCCGAGCAGCUACAGAAGGAGCAGGAAAAGGAGCGACUGAAAGAGGCGGCCGCCACGGCAGUACUUACCCCUGUCCAACCGCCUGUCGCUGGCAAUUUGUCCAUGUAGCAGCAGUGGCAUGCAACGCCGCAGCUGCUGUUCUCAAUCCUAGAUAGCUAAUCGCGGAGUCCAGCCCGCCCUCCACACACGCAGUCGGCAACCACACGUAAUCUUUCUACAAACAACCAAAAAACGAACCAACCAACCACACGCAAUGCGGAGCAUUUGUCUUGUUGCGCUUAUCGGCCUGCCAGGAGCUGGCAAGUCCUCGCUGUGCACCUGGCUGCUGGGUCAGCAAACUGCCCUCCGCGUCCGCCACAUCGUUCAUCUGUGCUACGACGACUUCCUUGAUGCUACACCUUCGGCUGACCUAGCCUAUAAGGAGCAGCGCGGCCGCAUUUUUAAAGUAAUUGAAAAACUCAUUUCCGCCAUUCAAGAAGAUACCGAUUGGCCGCCUCAAGUCCGUCGCAUUUCCUCCAGUGGUGAAUGCAACAGCGAAAGGCACCUCAUCCUGUGCGACGAUAACUUCUAUUACCGCAGCAUGCGCCACACGCUUCACCAGUUGUGCCGGGACUCUGGCUGCGUCUUCGGACAGAUAUACAUGGCCCGUUCGCUUGACUCCUGUCUGCAGGCGAACUCGGCUAGGAGCAAUGCCACUCGAGUGCCAGUGGACGUGGUGCGGCAGAUGAACGAGCGGCUAGAGGCGCCAGACACUUCGGAAGCCUGGGAACGCAACAGUCUCACACUUCAUGAUCUGGAUACAACAGGAUCUGCGUUGCUUGCAUUCAUUAGUACCUUGCUCGACUUGCCCACGAAGAAGGCGACGACGGACUUGCCAACGGCGGCAGCAAAAAGUUUACGGCAAGAUCAAUCUCUGGUGCACUGCCUGGAUCUGCUCCUGCGGACGCGCAUUGGUGCAUUGCUCCAAGAACUGCCACAAAACGAGGACAAGCGCUUGGCGGGCCAAAUACUGAACAAUAGGCGCAAGGAAAUAUUGAUAAAAUUCCGCACAGAGGGCGGCGGCAAACAGAGAGACGGCGAUGGUGAGGAUGACGCCUUGGAAUACUAUGUAAAUUUGUUAAACUAGGCUAAGAUAAGCUAAAUUCGUUUGUGUGCCACACACUUAUGUACGCAGCGACCUAAAUACAUACAUAUGUUACUAAA
Molecule: messenger RNA, 1576 nt
Organism: Drosophila yakuba
Lineage: Eukaryota; Metazoa; Arthropoda; Insecta; Diptera; Drosophilidae
Product: mitochondrial import inner membrane translocase subunit Tim10B
Exons: 3
Coding region: 128-481 (117 amino acids)
Cellular component (GO): mitochondrial intermembrane space chaperone complex
Source: RefSeq, a predicted model, not a curated record